AUGUUAUUAUUUAUUUUUAUUCUCUCAGUGAUAAUAAUUUAUUCGAUUGUGAAGCGACACUACAGCCAAUGGCAGCGUUUGGGCAUUGCAACCGAUGACAGUGGGCCCGUGCCGCUGGGUUGCUUGCACCGUGUCAUGAAAAAGGAAAAACCUUUGGGUUUGGUAUUUUCGGAUAUCUAUAAAAAUUAUGAGGAGAAAAUUGUCGGUAUUUAUAUGCUGUUCAAACCUGCUAUAUUAGUGAGAGAUGCCGCUCUAAUACGUCAAAUCAUGACCACGGAUUUUGGGAGUUUUCAUGAUCGUGGUGUUUAUGUGGAUGAGAAAUAUGAUCCCCUCUCUUCGCAUUUAUUCAAUUUGAAAGGGCAGACUUGGCGUACAUUGAGGGCAAAACUGACUCCCUCCUUUUCAUCGGGUAAGCUGAAGGCAAUGUUCGAAACAGUCGAUGAGGUGGGAGAUAAAAUGAUAAAGCAUUUACUGGGGCAAAUGGAGGAUGGCGGGACAAAGCAGGUGGAUGUUAAGGAUUUGGCAACAACCUACGCUGUCGAUAUCAUUGGCUCGGUUAUUUUUGGCCUGGAACUCGAUAGCUUCUCAAAUCCCAAUAAUGAAUUCCAUCUGAUGAGUGAUGGUUUGUUUAAGAACCCCAAAUCGAAUUUCUUACAACAAAUACGUCAUGUUAUGAACUUUAUAUGUCCACCGAUAGCACACCUGCUCUGCCGUUUGGGUGUUAAUGAUCCGAUCACCUUCAGUAUCAGGGAUAUUGUUCAACGUACAAUAGAAUUUCGUGAGAAAAAUAAUGUGGUCCGUAAAGACCUUCUACAGCUUCUGAUUCAACUGCGAAAUACUGGGAAGAUAUCUGACGAUACCGAUGAUUCAGUGUGGCGUUCAGAAUCUGCUGCAGAAAAUUUGAAAUCAAUUUCCAUCGAUGUGAUUGCGGCCAAUUUACUUCUAUUCUAUAUUGCCGGCUCGGAAACAACAUCUGCCACCAUAGCUUUCACUCUCUACGAAUUGGCCAUGUAUCCGGAAAUAUUAGCCAAAGUUCAGUUGGAGAUUGAUUCCACUUUGGCUAAGCACAAUUUGCGGGUUGGUGGACCUUUGAGCUAUGAUGCCCUGAAGGAUAUGAAAUAUUUGGAUUUGUGUGUUAUGGAAACCAUGCGCAAAUAUCCCGGCCUACCAUUUCUGAAUCGUGAAUGCACCCAAGAUUUUCAAAUACCUGGCAUGGAUUUCACCAUCAAACGGGGAACGGCCAUAAUUAUACCUCUGUUUGGUCUACAUAGAGAUCCUGAAUAUUUCCCUCAACCCAUGGACUAUAUACCAGAGAGAUUUGAUCGCGAUAUAAUUAAUUAUAAUCCCAUGGCUUAUAUGCCAUUUGGGGAGGGUCCCCGGCAUUGUAUUGCUCAACGCAUGGGUGUUGUAAAUGUCAAGGUGGCCCUGGUCAAAUUUUUAGCCAACUUCAGUAUUGAGACCAUGGAACGUAAGGAGGUGGAAUUUAAAUUUCAUACCACACCGAUUUUACUACCCAAAGGAGGUCUACCCAUAACAAUAAAAAGGAGAUGA
Musca vetustissima is the source of this 1551-nucleotide messenger RNA. RefSeq names its product cytochrome P450 6d1-like. The transcript has 5 exons. The coding region runs from base 1 to 1551 and encodes 516 amino acids. Gene Ontology annotation, molecular function: iron ion binding; oxidoreductase activity, acting on paired donors, with incorporation or reduction of molecular oxygen; monooxygenase activity. The record is from RefSeq and is a predicted model, not a curated record. NCBI's taxonomy places the organism in Eukaryota, Metazoa, Arthropoda, Insecta, Diptera, Muscidae.